CGGUUCCGAGUCUUAUUCGCACAUUCAUACUUAGCUAUAGUAAAGGUACAUGAAGUUCGGGCCAAUUCUCACCGCGUCUUAUCUUGAACGUCUUGAGCCCUAAGGGAUUUCAAGGUUUCUGCCAUGGACGAGAAGUCCUUCCACGUCGACCAUAAGUCAGCGCAACCCAUUCCAGUCCCUAUCACACAUCGACCAGCUAUCACCUCUCCCAAAAAAAAGUGGGGGCGCCGUCUUGCUCUGUUAUUCGCUUUCCUGUGUACAGUCCAUUUUCUGAGCGACGUUAAGCGCCCUCGCCGCAAUGGACGCGAGGGACAAGAUCACGGGAUACUGAGUGCGUUGACGCACCACGCUCCAGAGAAAGGUAGCGUUCUGAGAGGCAAGAAAGCGGAGGAACUGUUCUUGUCUGUACCAGAUACAGACAGUGCCAUCGCUGCGUCCCGAGUCUAUGCGGGUAAGCCCCAUAUGGCCGGGACCGCAGGUGAUUUUGACACUGCAAAAUAUUUCCUGGCACACCUACAGGAAGAGCUCCAAAUUGAUGGCUCGUCUUCCGACAUCCCACUGUACUCAGCUGGCUCCCGUGAAUCUCGCGAGGCAACGUUAACGAUUCCAUCCCUCGACGAACCAAAGGCUUGGGUUGACGUUUAUUACCCUAUUCUGAACAGCCCUUUGAAUCGUAGCCUGGAGAUUCUCGGAGACGACGGGAACCCCGUUUGGUCUGCUGAGCUCGAAGAGAUCGCCGAUGAAACUGAUCCUUACGCCUUCAAGUCCGCGAACGCCGUCCCGGCAUGGCAUGGCAUCAGCAAAGGGGGACAGGCUGAAGGGAAGCUAAUUUAUGCACACUAUGGAAGGCAACGGGAUUUCGACGCGCUCGUAGAAGCUGGUGUUGAUUUCAGUGGAAAGAUUGUCCUCACUCGCUACGGCAACGUUUUCAGGGGUCUAAAGGUCAAACGCGCUCAGGAGCUUGGUGCUGCCGCCGUUCUCGUUUAUUCAGACCCUCGUGACGAUGGCACAGUAACAGUUAAAAAUGGCUAUGUACCCUACCCACACGGGCCUGCACGCAACCCAACUUCUGUGCAACGCGGUUCCGUGCAAUUCUUGUCACUGUAUCCUGGUGAUCCCUCGACCCCUGGGUACCCCUCGUAUGAAAAUAGCACGAGAGUUGAGGGAGGAAGCAAACCGACCAUCCCAAGUUUGCCAAUUUCUUGGGCUAAUGGUGAAGUCCUUCUAAAACUCCUGGAGAAUGGCAAUGAAGGCCCUACUGUUCGUCUUGUGAAUAAUGUGGACGAAAAGGUUACCCCUAUCUGGAACGUGAUGGGCGUUAUUCCUGGCCACAUCAAGAGCGAAGUAGUUGUGAUAGGUGCCCACCGAGAUUCUUGGGUAACAGGAGCGAGUGAUCCAAUCUCAGGCACUGUGUCUCUUUCGGAGGUAAUCCGCGGUUUUGGGGUUCUAUCAAGGAAUGGAUGGAAGCCCUUGAGGACAAUUCUCAUUACGAGCUGGGACGGUGAAGAAUUUGGAUUGAUUGGCAGCACAGAAUGGGGCGAGGAUUUCUCGGAGUGGAUCAAGGACCAUGUCGUGGCUUACGUUAACAUGGAUACUUCUGCAUCAGGGUCCCGUCUCAAAACCGCAGGAUCUCCCUUACUUGCGCAUCUCCUCCGCGAAACAGCGGAACAGAUUCCCCACCCUACCUCUGGGGAACGCAGCCUUUGGGACGCUCGUGGAGACUCUGGAACCCUUUUCGGCGAGCAUAUGAAUGCGGAAAUUGCUGCGAUGGACAAGGAUGACCUUUUGGCAGUUGAUAGUAUCGGAGUGAGUCCCUUGGGAUCAGGGAGUGAUUAUACUGUCUUCUUGCAAUACCACGGUGUGCCGAGUACCGACGGUGGAUUUACCUCGACACUACACGAUCCCGUGUAUCACUAUCACUCGAUUUUUGACUCUCAGUACUGGCAGGAGCUGUACGGUGAUCCUGGUUUUUCUCGUCAUGUUGCUAUUGCCAAACAUACUGGCCUGCAAGUGCUUCGUCUGUCUGGCGACAUUAUUUUACCGUUCAACACUACCCAUUACUCCAUUGAGUUGGAAUCAUACCUCGACAAGGUUGUUUCUAUUGCAGCUGCUGGCUCCUAUGACCUCGACCUGUCUCCUCUCCGAGGAUCCAUUCACGCUUUACAGAGUGCCAGCCUGGACCUGGACUCUGCGAAGACCAAGGCAGAGCGCGAACUUCGUAAGAUUCUCAAGCAAUUGAAAAAGAAGCAUGGUAUCUGCCACAAGAUCCGUCGCAAGGUUCGCAAGGCUAGCUGCAAACUCAAGAAGAUAUUUGGAAAGCGCAAGUGCGAAUCGAAAGACAAGCACGAAGACACGGAAAGGGAACGUCCACACAGACAACCCAGUCGUCACCUUCUCGAAGCUAUUGAACGCGUGCAAGCUGUGAACAAGAUAUUGAUCGCCUUUGAACGUAGUUUCAUAUCGAAAGACGGCAUCAAGGAUCGUGAGUGGUACAAGCACUUGGGUGUAGCUCCCGGUAAAUGGUCAGGGUAUGGUGCUACCACUUUCCCAGGGCUUACUGAGGCACUUACCAUGGACAAAAAUGCAACCGCUGCUGCCUAUGAAGCGGGGAGAUUGAAAGCGCUGAUCGAUGAUCUGGUUGAAACGUUUCGCCUUUGAUUUUCGAUCAUCAUUAGAAAUCCCGUGUGUAUUAUGACUACCUAGCCUUAGGCCUUCGUGAUCUCCCUCGAUCUUCGAGUUCUCUAGAGUAUAUUCACAACUAUUUGAACUUGAAAUAUGAAAAUCUGAGGUUGUGGGAGAUGUUUGCU
Messenger RNA from Suillus clintonianus, 2807 nucleotides. RefSeq lists its product as uncharacterized. The record is from RefSeq and is a predicted model, not a curated record. Gene Ontology annotation, molecular function: carboxypeptidase activity. The transcript has 14 exons. NCBI's taxonomy places the organism in Eukaryota, Fungi, Basidiomycota, Agaricomycetes, Boletales, Suillaceae. The coding region runs from base 124 to 2658 and encodes 844 amino acids.